This is a messenger RNA of Xiphophorus couchianus (Monterrey platyfish), 3264 nucleotides long. It is a transcript of the gene rims4, whose product is annotated as regulating synaptic membrane exocytosis 4. Gene Ontology annotation, cellular component: cytoskeleton of presynaptic active zone; presynaptic membrane. The record is from RefSeq and is a predicted model, not a curated record. The coding region runs from base 1082 to 1897 and encodes 271 amino acids. The transcript is spliced from 6 exons. Gene Ontology annotation, biological process: calcium ion-regulated exocytosis of neurotransmitter; regulation of synaptic plasticity; positive regulation of synaptic transmission. Gene Ontology annotation, molecular function: small GTPase binding; transmembrane transporter binding. Lineage: Eukaryota; Metazoa; Chordata; Actinopteri; Cyprinodontiformes; Poeciliidae.
UCUCUGUCUCUGCCGCUCACCAGUGAAUGAGUCCGCUCAGAGUCUCGCCGUUCCGUAGCGCAGCCUCUUCCUCUCUUUCUCUUCUACCGUUCUCUCUGUCCUUCCCUGCCUUUGGAGCAGACAGAGGAGCAUCGGCACGGCAGCGGAGCCACACAGGAGCAACGGAGAAGCCUGGAAGCAAACGAGCUUCUGAACAUUUCCAACAUCAACAGAUGCAUCCAAUGUGAAACAGUUCCAAAGGCAGACCGAAGCAACAGAUUGCUCUUUAGGUGCAACUGUUGCUGAAACUGACGGUGGCCCACCUGAUCUGAGACGAAGCUGGCAUCUGCGGAUUUGGGAAGACAAUUUCUCUGAAUGAAAGAAAAGCACUGACUCUGCCCAAAGCAGGAGGAACCAGCACUGCUAGGCACCGAGAAGAGAGGUAUUUGAUUCAUUUGGGAAAGCAAGACGGUUCAUGCAGGGCGUGAACAUCACCUUUACCACCCCGUCGUUCACCCUUUUGCAGAAACCAAAGGUAACAAGUCAUUUGGAUGUUCAAAAUAGAUGGAGGAUGUUAGUUCCGAGGUAAGCUGUGAAUCGAGAAGAGCAACAUCAAGUCUAAUCGGUGCAAAGAUGCAGGUAAGAGCCACCAAGUGACGGCAGUAAAUCCAGCAGGAAAUGACUUCUGAAGACCACAGAGGGUAAAAGAGCAGGAUGUAUACAAGUACCUACUGAAGAACGAAACCAGGGAGACUCGCAAUGACUGGCAGAUGUUCUUCUCCAACAAAAACUGUAUGAACACGAAGAAAGAAAACAUUCGUAUCUCGCUUCACUACUUUCUUUUUUCUAGGAUGUUUUGCACCUGUGGAGCUUGCUUCUUUAAAAGCAUUCAAGCCUUUCCUCCUCCAUAACUUUUGCUGCAGCUAAAUCUGCACCGAUUGAAGUUGGCGUUGUUGUUCCGACUCUUCUUUUCGGGGUGAAGCGGAUCUGCCGUGGGGGCAGCUGACAGCCAUCCAAGACGCCGCGAGCCGUACUCCGCGUGAAGAAUGCCCAGCCGCGCUUGGCCAAGCCGGCUGACCCGGGCCCGACGGCGGGCCUAUACAUGGAGAGAUCGCAGAGCCGCAUCAGCCUCUCAGCGUCCUUUGAGGCCCUCGCGAUCUACUUCCCCUGUAUGAACUCCUUUGACGAGGACGAUGGCGUGGACACAGAUGGCAGGAAGUUGAAGGGAGCCAUCCAGAGGAGCACGGAGACGGGUUUGGCGGUGGAGAUGCCGAGUCGGACCGUCCGCCAGGCCAGCCACGAAUCCAUAGAGGACAGCAUGAACAGCUACGGCUCCGAGGGGAAUCUUAACUACAGUGGGAUGUGUCUUGCAUCCGACGCCCAGUUCAGCGACUUCCUGGAUGGGAUGGGACCGGCCCAGUUUGUUGGGAGACAGACGCUUGCAAUGACAUCCAUGGGCGAUGUAGAAAUCGGCCUGACGGAGAGAAACGGGGGUCUGGAAGUAGAAGUUGUUCAAGCGAGAGGACUCACCAUGAAACCAGGCUCAAAGGCACCUCCAGCGGCGUACAUCAAAGUUUACCUCCUGGAGAACGGAGUCUGUGUGGCCAAGAAGAAGACCAAAGCAGUGAGGAAGUCUCUGGAUCCUCUCUACAAUCAGGUCCUGGUCUUUUCUGAAAGCCCACAGGGGAAAGUGGUGCAGGUCAUUGUUUGGGGAAACUAUGGACGAAUGGACCGCAAAAGCUUCAUGGGCGUAGCUCGAAUCCUAUUGGAGGAGCUCGACCUGAGCACCAUGGUGAUUGGCUGGUACAAGUUGUUCCCUACCUCCUCCAUGGUGGACCCGACUAUGGCGCCACUCAUCCGCCACUCAUCUCAGAUGUCUCUGGAGAGCACCAUUGGACCAUGUUGUGAGAGAUCCUAAGACUCAGGAAGGAAACUGAGGAGUUUCCUGUUGCUCAGAUUCGACCGUUAACCUGAGCCUGAAGAAACAUUUUUAAACCCUGUAGCUCUGCUCCUGGCUCAGCUGGUCACCACUUCACCUGCACCAGGAACAAAUUAAGAUUCACAAGUCUGUCCGCUCUGGGGAACAAUCAGAACUGAUAAAUCACUGCGCAAACCAGCCGGUUAUCCUGCAUUCAUUUGAAAUAUAUAAUAGUUUUGAAACAGAUUGUUUCCCGUGACUCCUGGGAACCGCAUUUCUUUUAUUCUCGUAACCGACCAUCCUUCAGACUCUAAGGGAGAUUUCUCUCUCUUCAGAUCUCUUUGAUGGAAGGAAAAACCAAACCCUCCUUAAUGAGGAUACUUCAAAGCAGAGCUCGGCUGCUGACAUUGAUCACGUCCUAUUGGGACUCGGCGGCUCCGUUUGCUUCAGCUGCCCGCCUCCUCUGCAGCCUUCAUCAAACUCUCAUUCCCAGGGUUGCUUGUUGUCUUUCUACGUCCUCACUGGAGAACGGACGACUCCUGAUAAAAUCUCUCAGUCCACCGUAAUGUUUGAGAAACCAGUUCCUAUCGAUAGAUGUGUAUGCAACAGGACUAAAAACACUAAGGUCUAAGUUAUUUGUUGCAACAUACCAAGAAAUACUGGAUCCAACCACAUGAGCUGUUUUUUGUUUAUUUCUGUGCGUUCCACAUUGGUUGAAUGAUCAACUCCAUGAGAUAUGUGGGCGAUCCCAACAUGGCUGAGAGCUGUUGUCGUUUCUGGAACGAUCCGGAUCUUAACCUGAAGUUAGGAAUGACGACUGCUGCUGGUUUCUGUGCACACAGUUUGUUAGAGCCUCAUAUCAUAGCAUUUAGCUGGCUCACCUGUGGACCUACGUUACAGGGCUCAAUUGUUCUCAAUCCCCAAAAACUGUUUGCAGUCUGCUAGUGUUCACCCGUCACGAACUCACAUGACAUCUAAAGCGCUUAUCAGUCUAUUCAGCUGAUGUUAUGUUGAUUAUAAAGAGAAAUAUACAUCCUUGCUUAUUAUAAGAAAGUGACAAAGUCAAUUUAUUCUAACUAGGUUUUCAAAAAUAAAGGCGGCAAAGAUUUAUUUUUUGUGAAUUAUAAACGUCCUCCAGAUUCUGUCCUGGUGCGAAAACUGCAGCCAAGAAUCCCUAAAUUAAAUGGAAUUUUAUGCAUGCAGUCUAUUCUACAGGAUUAUGAUUUUAAUAUAAAGUGGCUACUGUUAAAUGCAUGACAUUAGCACAUUUACAUUUAGCUGAGUCCUUACAGGGAACAAAAUGUACCCUGCAUGAAGCAGCUAGAUGUAUUCUGGGUCUAAAAUAACAAAUGUUUGUUCUUUAAUUA